This is a messenger RNA of Neoarthrinium moseri, 1551 nucleotides long. RefSeq lists its product as uncharacterized. Lineage: Eukaryota; Fungi; Ascomycota; Sordariomycetes; Amphisphaeriales; Apiosporaceae. The record is from RefSeq and is a predicted model, not a curated record. The transcript has 2 exons. The coding region runs from base 1 to 1551 and encodes 516 amino acids.
AUGUUGCACUUUCGCACCUGGAUACUAAGCCCGAGUCGUGUGCAAUGUCUGCGACAGAAUCACCCCCUUGGAGAGCUUCUCGAAGCCUUUCGGCGCCACAGAGACGAGUUGCUAGUUCCGAUGGACUCCCGCGUAAAGGAAGACGAAAUCUACCCGAACGACAUACCUCUAGAAGACGAGUUGGCCUCAUCAGCAGAGCUCGCUACAGCGCAGACUCUUAGCCCAAGCAGCGACUAUGUUGCGAUCCCUCCAAUAGGCAUACUGCUCACUCAACAAUAUCAGCCGCUGGGCACUACAGUAUUUACUACCCAAGCGACAUCGACGCUUGGUUCUAUCCAAAGCCCUAGACCGCCAGUGCUUAGUCACAUGCCCUCGCGAGAGGAUUCCGCAACGCCCAGAGAGCAGCCCCUGGCAUGGGACGAAAUCUUGGGGCAUUCAGUAGAACAAUCUGGCGCUGAAGCACCGCCGUAUGUUGAACCUGUCGUAGCAUCUACACGAACGUUGUCCGCAAAUGGAGCCAACCGCCAAUCCCGUGCACCAACAGUAGGAAAAGCGCCGGCAGGACCAUUAGUAGAAGAUCCCCUGCCUAUCUCGACAGAUUAUCCCGACAAGGCAGGGCCCAAGCUGGCACGUUUCCGUCCACUAGUCGACCCUCUUGAUAUCGUCUUCAGAGAAGAGAUACACCGCGGGGAGAACGCGCUCAUAUGGAUAGUGACCUGCCGGGGAUAUACAUAUGCUUUGAAAUUAUUCACACAGUCGUUCGAUUCCUGUCCAUUCGAAAACGAGUGUCGGGCCUACGGUCGGUUGAAAGAGACAGGUAAGGAACACCUAGCGAUCGAAUGCCACGGCUACAUAGUCUUCACAUCAUCGUAUCUCAACGGGAAGGGAAUUCGGUUACCACAACUGGAAGAAACUCCGCAGUUGACAGACAGCGACGAGGAAAUGUUCUUCCACGCUCUUCUGAAAGACCUCCCACCAGAGCCCAUCGCUACUCUAGAUCUGACCCGCACGCAGCUAGUUCAGAUGUCCAAAGACCUCCUCGCGGUGCACCGGGUUGGCAUUUUCUUAGGGGGCGAGCUUAAGCCAUCGUCGUACAUCGCAGGCAAGUUGGUGGACUUUGGGCAGUCGAAGACGGUGCCUCAUCCGGCUUUGGACAGCCGGGACGGCUUUGAAGUCGGGAAAGACCCACAGUGUGCUGACCAGGUGGCUUUUGAUGAGCGGAUUGUAGACAGCUGGAAUGAGAAGGGUGCUAGUGAGAGGAGAAAGGGAGUCAGGAGGCUGGCUAGGGUGUUCUGCCCGGAGAAGAGGCAUUAUGCACGCCUGAGGGGCGGAGAUGAUAGGGGCUUUAUCCGAAACUUGAGACUUGGCGAGGGUUGGUUCAAUCCUGCUGAAUACAAGUGGCAAGUCGAAGACGAAGACGAGGCUCAACGUAAUGAUGGAAGGAGAGGAAAGAGGGCGCGGUACGACACAGUGGAUGACGAUGGACGUAUUCGAAAGACCGAAGCCAGAGGGAGAAAAAGUAAAAAGCGGCCACGCAGCAGCAACUGCUGA